Molecule: messenger RNA, 1134 nt
Organism: Schistocerca gregaria
Lineage: Eukaryota; Metazoa; Arthropoda; Insecta; Orthoptera; Acrididae
Exons: 3
Coding region: 1-1134 (377 amino acids)
Source: RefSeq, a predicted model, not a curated record
AUGGGCCAGGACAGGGUGAACAGUAUGGACCAGGACAGGGUAAACAGUAUGGACCAGGACAGGGUGAACAGUAUGACUAACGAGAGGGUGAACAGUAUGGACCAGGACAGGGUGAACAGUAUGGACCAGGACAGGGUGAACAGUAUGGACCAGGACAGGGUGGACAGACAGGUGAACAGUAUGGACCAGGACAGGGUGAACAGUAUUGACCAGGACAGGGUGAACAGUAUGGACCAGGAUAGGGUGAACAGUAUGGGCCAGGACACAGUGAACAGUAUGGACCAGGACAUGGUGAACAGUAUGGACCAGGACAGGGUGAACAGUAUGGACCAGGACAGGGUGGACAGACAGGGUAAACAGUAUGGACCAGGACAGGGUGAACAGUAUGGACCGGGACAGAGUAAACAGUAUGGACCAGGACAGGGUAAACAGUAUAGACCAGGACAAGGUGAACAGUAUGGACAAGGACAGGGUGAACAGUAUGGACCAGGACUGGGUGAACAGUAUAGACCAGGACAGGGUGAACAGUAUGGACCAGGACAGGGUGAUCAGUAUGGACCAGGACAGGGUGAACAGUAUGGAGCAGGACAGGGUGAACAGUAUGGACCAGGACAGGGUGAACAGUAUGGACCAGGACAGGGUGAACAGUAUGGACCAGGACAGGGUGAACAGUAUGGACCAGGACAGGGUGAACAGUAUGGACCAGGACAAGGUGAACCGUAUGGACCAGAACACGGUGAACAGUAUGGACCAGGACAGGGUGGACAGUAUGUAAAAGGACAGGGUGAACAGUACAGACCAGGACAGGGUGAACAGUACAUACCAGGACAGGGUGAACAGUAUGGACCAGGACAGGGUGAACAGUAUGGACCAGGCCAGGGUGAACAGUAUGGACCAGGACAAGGUGAACCAUAUGGAACAGGACAGGAAGAACAGUAUGGACCAGGACAGGGUGAACAGUAUGGACCAGGACAGAGUGAACUGUAUGGACCAGGACAGGAAGAACAGUAUGGACCAGGACAUGGUGAACAGUAUGGACCAGGACAGGGUGGACAGUAUGUAAAAGAACAGGGUGAACAGUAUGGACCAGGACAGGGUGAACAGUAUGGACCAGGACAGGGUGAACAGUAUUGA